GGCUUCUUGACGUUCGACAGCUCGGCACUGGGUCCGGUUGCAGUCUGGUCAAAUCGGUGCUCGACGUCGGACGUGGUUUUGACAUUUCUCUCUCGGUGGCGACGGUAGCCUACUAGAUCUCAGUGUGUGUGUUGAAAGGGCUCCUGGAGCAGUAGCUGUUGCCCCCCCGGGGGAGCCAAAGGGAGUCGGAGUCCCAGUUCUUUGUGGUGGGUCGUGGACGGCCCGGGGUUUUUGCGGCCGUGUGGACCCGUCACGGGGGUCAGUGCUGGGCGAAAACGGAGUCAUUUGGGACGCUUUCCGGAGUGAUUAGGCGGGUUUGGAGCAAGUUUUCGAAGUUUGUCUGGUCUGGGGGGGUGGGAAAUUUUUGCACUGCGGAGAAGGAGGGUCAAGUGGGGUUGUGUUGUGUUUUGCUGCUGCUGUGUACUUCCUAGAGUGUGUCUGGCUUUCUGUUGAUCGCCAACUACUUGAGUGCGCGUGUGUGUGUGUUGGUACUAGCUUAAGUCUGGCUGUGUUGUUACUGCUGCUGCUGUAGUGUGAUAUCGUUGGAGAAAAGGGAAAGAAAAUCCAAAAGAAAGAGCAAAUGUGUGUAAAUGUUUGAUUAAUGCUGGUGCUUGGAAAAAAUCGCCGAUUGAAAGCCAAUCUCGGCGGUGGGUGGUACGAAUCUCCUCCCGAAGAGUAAAAUUACUGCUAUUUUACGACCAGCUCAUAAAAUGCGCUGAUCCAGAGUACGUGCGUGUGUGUGUUUGUUCCCACUAGGGCAAGGGCAGACCCGGAAAAACCACCCACGAAAGUGGGUGGCGGAAAAAUCAUUUCCCUUAUGCAAAUUAUGCUCGCGCUAAACAUGUGAUCACACACCAACAAAAAAAGGAGAAAAAGAGAAGAGAAAAAAGCAUUUCGUUGGUGUCUGCGUGUGUGUGUUCGCGUCAAUAAAAAAAGGAAGAAUCACUGAAUGGCAAGUUCGUGAGCGGAGUUUGGAAGCUUUUUUUUGCCGUGCGUGCCCACCCCACCUUCCGGAACCAGCACCCAGGCAGUACCUUUGGGAAAUGGAUAGACCUCUGCUGCCGUUGCUGUAAUCAUGAUGCAUGUCACUGAGUGCCAAUAUCGUUGGUGAUGAAUCUGUUCAGUUACGAUGUUUUAUAACAGUUUUAUGCGCACUGCACGGAGUUGGAUCGAGGCGAAUUUCCAGAAGCGCGAGUGCAUCAAGUACAUCCCUAACCUCAAAAAUGAAGAUGUCUGCUGUUGCGGGCAGGAGCGGCGAACGCACCAAACGGUGCCGGGCAUCGAACCUGGCGUGGCCGGCGACGUCUGGCAGCCGCAGAAGCACACUCGGCCCCAGCCAACGGACGCGUACGGGACGAUCGAGUUCCAGGGCGGAGCGCAUCCCACCAAAGCACAGUACGUCCGCCUCUCGUACGACACCCGGCCCGAGCUGCUGGUGCAGCUUUUCACCCGCGAGUGGAACCUGGAACUCCCGAAGCUGCUCAUCACCGUCCAGGGAGGCAAGGCGAACUUCGAUCUGCAACCCAAGCUGAAGAAGGUGCUGAGGAAAGGACUCCUCAAGGCGGCCAAGACGACCGGGGCUUGGAUCUUCACCGGCGGGACCAACACAGGUGUCACGAAACAGGUCGGCGAUGCACUCAUACUGGACGGCCAGCAGCGGUCGGGACGCGUUGUCAGCAUCGGUAUCGCACCCUGGGGCAUCGUGGAGCGGAACCACGAGCUGCUCGGCCAUAACCGGGACGUUCCCUGUCACAGUAUUAGCUCGCCGCGCUCCAAACUGGCCGUGCUCAACAACCGGCACGCGUACUUCUUGCUGGUGGACAACGGCUCCCAGGGCCGGUACGGGGCCGAGCUGAUCCUGCGCCGGAAGCUGGAAAAGUACAUAUCGAACCAGAAGUUGCAACCCUAUAAGGCACUUUCGGUGCUGAUGAAUUUCCAUUAUAAAGUUACGCACUCGAGCACCCCCGUAGUCUGCUUGGUAAUCGAGGGUGGCACCAACACGAUCCGCGCCGUCCUAGAGUACGUCACCGACAGCCCCCCGGUGCCGGUCGUGGUCUGCGACGGGUCCGGGCGGGCCGCCGACCUGAUCGCGUUUGUACAUAAAUAUGCGUCCGAUACGGGCGAACAGAUCGUGCUGGAGUCGAUGCACGAUUACCUGCUCGGCACGAUCCAAAAAACGUUCGAGGUGGGCGCUGAACAGGCCGAGCAGCUGUACCAGGAGCUGCUGCUCUGCACGAAGAACAAGAACCUGAUCACGAUCUUCCGGAUCCAGGAUCGGCCCGAGGGCAAAACGCAAGAGCUGGACCAAACCAUACUGACUGCACUUUUUAAAUCUCAGCACCUUAGUCCACCGGAGCAGUUGAGCCUGGCGCUGACCUGGAACCGGGUGGACAUUGCCCGGUCGGAAAUUUUUGUCUACGGCCAGGAGUGGCCCCACGGAGCGCUGGACGAGGCGAUGAUGCAAGCGCUGGAGCACGAUCGGAUAGACUUUGUGAAGUUGCUGCUGGAGAACGGAGUCUCGAUGCGAAAGUUCCUGACGAUUCCACGGUUGGAAGAGUUGUACAAUACAAAGCACGGACCAGCGAACACCCUGGGGUACAUCCUGAGGGACGUUCGACCACAUAUACCGAAAGGGUACAUUUACACGUUGCACGACAUAGGGUUAGUGAUAAACAAACUGAUGGGCGGGGCCUAUCGGUCUUAUUAUACGCGGCGGAAAUUCCGGCCAAUCUACGCCAAGGUCAUGAACAGCUACGUCAACACCCACCGGAAACCUUCGACGUUUGCGCGCAGUGCCGGCGUCAACUCGAUGAGUCUGGUGACCGGACUGCUACCAGUUACCUCCGAUAUGGCACUGUUUGAGUUCCCUUUUAACGAACUCCUCAUCUGGGCGGUGCUCACCAAGCGACAACAGAUGGCACUGCUCAUGUGGACGCACGGCGAAGAAGCGCUGGCCAAAUCGCUGGUCGCCUGCAAGCUGUACAAAGCGAUGGCCCACGAAGCGGCGGAUGACGAUCUGGACACGGAGAUCUACGAGGAGCUGCGCGGUUACGCGAAGGAGUUCGAGAGCAAGGGCCUUAAGCUGUUGGAUUUUUGCUACCGCCAGGAUGCGGAACGGGCCCAGCGGUUGCUGACGUGUGAACUGCAGUCCUGGUCUAGCCAAAGCUGCCUCUCGCUGGCGGUGGCGGCCAACCACCGGGCGAUCCUGGCCCACCCGUGCAGUCAGGUCAUCCUGGCGGAUCUGUGGAUGGGCGGGCUGCGAACGAGGAAGAACACUAAUCUUAAGGUAAUAUUAGGUUUACUGGUGCCACCCUUCAUCAAGAAGCUGGACUUCAAAUCGAAGGAGGAGCUACAAAAGAUGCCCCAAACUGAGGAGGAACACCUCGAGAACCAGUGUCUGGACUACGACGACAACGGCAAGCACAAUCCGGACGCAGAGAAAGCACUAGAGAUUUCCACUCCAAAUGAGAAACCUGUUGUCGAUCAGAACUCGACGUCGACCGCGCAGGCGCUUUUGUCCGACGCGUACUCUAUGAAAGAUACAAAAGUGCAGGAAAAUGGAAAAGUAGGUCUGACCGGAUGUCUGAAGGCAAAAGUUUCGCUGACGGAUUCGGAGAACACCCAGUAUAAGGACUACAUGUACGACCACGACAUGCGCCAUAGGCCGCUGAAGCUGAAGAAGAAGUUCUACGAGUUCUACACGGCGCCCAUUACCAAGUUUUGGGCAGAUUCGAUGGCGUACGUGUUCUUUCUGGUGCUGUUUACGUACACGGUGCUGGUCCGGAUGGAGCCCUACCCGAGCUGGCAGGAAGCGUACUCGAUAGCGUACAUCGCCACGCUGGGCUGUGAAAAGAUCCGGGAGAUCGUCUCGUCGGAACCGGUGGCCAUUUCCCACAAAUUCUCCGUCUGGGCGUGGAACAUGUGGAACCCGUGCGACGCGGCCGCCAUCAUCUUCUUCCUCAUCGGGCUGGUGCUGCGCUUUCGGCCGUACACAAUGGACGUCGGCCGGGUCAUCUACUGCGUGGACAGCAUCUACUGGUACUUGCGCAUCCUGAACAUCCUGGGCGUCAACAAGUACCUCGGACCGCUGGUGACAAUGAUGGGCAAGAUGGUGAAGAACAUGAUUUAUUUCGUGGUGCUGUUGCUGGUGGUGCUGAUGAGUUUCGGGGUCAGCAGGCAGGCCAUUCUGUUCCCGAACAACGACGCCAGCUGGCGGUUGAUCCGCGAGGUGUACUACCAGCCGUACUUCAUGCUGUACGGAGAGGUGUUUGCCGACCAUAUUGAUCCACCGUGCGGGGAGGAUCCCUCGCAGCCGAUGUGCGUGACGGGUCACUGGAUUACGCCCAUCGUCAUGACGGGUUAUCUCUUGAUUUCCAACAUCUUGCUCAUCAAUCUGCUCAUUGCGGUGUUCAACAAUAUCUACAUUGAGGUCAACUCCGUGUCGCAUCAGGUCUGGAUGUUCCAGCGUUUCACCGUCGUGAUGGAGUACCAGCAGAAGCCGGUUCUCCCGCCGCCGUUGAUCGCCUUUUGCCACUUUUACUCCUUUCUCAAGUAUUGUGUGCGCAAGGCGAAAGGCCUCCAGCAGUCCCGGGACAACGGCCUCAAGCUGUUCCUCGAGAAGGAGGACAUGGAGCGGUUGUACGACUUUGAGGAGGAGUGCGUCGAGGGUUACUUCCGCGAGCAGGACGUUCUGCUGCAGCAGUCCACCGAGGAGCGCAUCAAGAACACGGACGAACGGGUCGAAAACAUGUCGCAGAAGAUCGAGGACAUUAACCAGAAGGAGAACAUCCAGACGGCCACGGUGCAGAACAUCGAGUUUAGGCUGAGGAAGGUAGAAGAAUCAGCGGAUCAGAUUCUGUCCCACCUGGCGGUUAUCCACCGGUUCAUGUCCGCGCACACGCAGAUCCAGGACAACCUGAACGGUUCCAACAGCAACGUCAGCGGGACGGGUGGAAUCGGUGCCAUAGCGAGUGUCCCCACGGUAGGACCGGGAAUCGUGUUCGACUCGCGCGCUCGGACCAUCUCGGAGACCGAUAGCAACAUCAUCCCCAUAAUCCCCGCAAAUCCGGUCAAUCCGAGGCGGAAGAUGAACCGAUCGCUGACGGAGGUUCGCCCCGACGCGUACAUCUUCGACGACGGGAUGCACUUUGAGGUGAGGACGGUACCGGAGGAGAAUGAGAGCGACCGGUCGCCGGAAAAGACCCAUUCAGGAUCGCACGAACCGCGCAAGCUUUCGAUGCGCUCGGAAGACUCGGAAAUGUUCCUGCCCCCGUCGUCGAAAGCGCUCUCGCCGGUGGAAUCCGCGGGGGUGGCCAGUUCGACCAGCAAGCAAGCAAAGACCCCGUUCCUGAACGUGCGCCAGGACACGGCCAGCACGGAAAGCAAGGACACGUUGACGCCGCUGGAGAACUGCGACGAUCGGACGCUGAUCGGGGACGAAUCCGGCGAGGACAUCAUCGACCCGGCCAACUUUGACGGACUGCGGCAGAGGGCGGCCGCGGCGAGGCGGAGGAACAGCUCGAUGGGUGGUGGAGGAGCGGCUGGGGGAGGAGGAGGAGGUGGAGGAAGGAGGAAUUCCGAGAGUGCUUCCGGGUUCGACAUGAACAAGUCCCAGAACAGUUUGUACCAGUUGAGCUUUGUCAAGCGGCAGCACAGUGUGACGCAGUCGGAGCCGGAUAGUGGGAAUGAUCAACCAGCCGUCCAGCGUCCGGUGGCCAAGGGGCGCCACCUGUUGCUGCAGAUCCACCAGGAGUACACGUCCAUCACUGACGAGCUGGAGAGUGUGUGCCACAUGAUAACCUCACCGACUUCGUCACGGGGCGGCACCGAUGACCGGCCGAAGAACGUGAACGAGUUGAGCAAUCCGGAGUUUGCGGCGCUGAUCGAGAAACAGCACCUGAAGGAGUGCGAGGACAGCGACUAUCUGAUGAUGGAGCGGAUUCUGCAGACGCGAGGUUCGGUGGAAGACAGUGACGACAUGUUUGAUGACUUUCAUGAAGAUGGAGGGGGUCGGAAGAUGCUGCGGAGGGAGACGGCGAUCGAGCUGCCGGUGACGCCUUCGAAGAGUAACAUUUUGUCGCUGGCGGAGAGUGUGGGUGCCAAUGAGGAGCAUUAUAGUAUUAGAAAUGAGCGGCAGACGUCGGCGUCGAAUCGGAAUUCGAUGCGAGACUCAAAAAAUUCCCCAGUGUCCUUAUCCAGUCAGAAUUCCCCGAGGAAUUCGCAGUUUUUGCAAUCGUCAUACUUAAAUCCGUCGUCGUUUGAUGGGGGGAGAAUUUACAAAAAGUCGUGCGAAAGUUUGCAGAAGAACUCGAGCACGGACACGGAGUAUUCGCUGCAGCCGUACCGGUUCAUCAAGCAAAGCUCGAACGAAACCAACAGCUCGAUCAACGUGGACAACUCGUCCAUCACGAACGACCUCUCGAUGGACGGCGAAACGAGCCUCAACUCGACGGUGAUCGAGAUGCUCGCCGGUUCAGCGAAUCUCGGCCCACCGGAAGACCGGACAGGUUUCACCAAGCGUACGGCAUCGCUUGGCAGUGCGUCGCUCGUCCACCAAAACUCCGACACGACCAAUUCCACCUCGACGACGCGUCAAAGCUUCCUCAAGAAGCAACUCAGUAUCGACAAAAGUGGCCCGGGCGCCGCCGCCGGAUCGAUCCCGGAAAACCUCGAACGACUCGCCCCGCCUUCCAGCAAACCCAAACCAUCGAACCGCUUCUUCGACAACCUGUCCGUCCUCGGCACCAAGUCCGUCAUGUCGCUGCUCAAGGAGAGCAGCUCGACCAGCACCGACGACACGCAUACGGCCUCGCUGCGGGAGCCGGCACCGGCGCCCAUUCCGUGCAUCAGCACCAACCUGGUGCAGGACGAGAUCGCCAAGCUGUCGUCGAACAUUAAGAGUAGCACCGAUGAGGACACCGACCCGCCCUUUAACGAGACCAUGUGCUGAUUUUAGGUGAACCACGGGGUUAGUUGUUAAGGAGUCACGCACAGUUAGGGCACACACACAUCACGACAAUUGAGUUUAUCCCGUCAUCACUUUUUAAUCCAAAUUUGUAAGGAACGCGAACGACGAGCACCGGAUACAGUAUCGAAUUGUUAAAGUUUAUUUUUGAUAGAGUUAAAGAGCGGGAUGCAUGCAUGCGUGAAAUUGAGUUAGGAUAAUGGUAUCAAGUUGGGAAAUUUCCAGUUUCAAAGAAUUGUAUUGUUUAUUUUUGUAUUCUGCAAAAUUAUGCAACAUAUCUGGUUUAUUGUAUUUUCUGCAAAACUUUUAAAUAAAUUGAAAUAGUGUUUGAUCCUUAAUUUUGAUUCCCGGAAAAGUAGAAACCUCAAGCAUUUUUAAAAGUUUUUUUUAUGCCUUUUUAAAAACGUGCACAGGGGAAUUUUUUUAUAGGGGAAAUAUACCCAUUUUAAACCAAAUAAGCGGUCGUGUUUGAAUGAUGC
Molecule: messenger RNA, 7443 nt
Organism: Culex quinquefasciatus (southern house mosquito)
Lineage: Eukaryota; Metazoa; Arthropoda; Insecta; Diptera; Culicidae
Gene: Trpm
Product: transient receptor potential cation channel trpm
Exons: 23
Coding region: 1130-6949 (1939 amino acids)
Biological process (GO): monoatomic cation transmembrane transport; protein tetramerization
Cellular component (GO): membrane
Molecular function (GO): monoatomic cation channel activity
Source: RefSeq, a predicted model, not a curated record